CAGAAGUCUCCAAGCCCUGCCCCGGCACCACUGCCAUGCAGACCCAUGCCCAGACCCUGACUGUUUGCACGAGGACCCCAGGGGCAGCGCCUGCCUGCGGGCACCCCGAAAGCGCCUCCUGGGUGAAGUGGGGCUGCGCCGAGCCUGGACAGGCUUUGCCUGGGCGUGAAGGGUGCCUGCGCAGCAGGAGGGGCCAGGCGAGGCGGGGAGGAAUGCGAGUGGGAGAGCGGCCGGGCAUGUAGCGACAGCUCCUGGGGCGCGCGGCGCCGGGGAUCCCACAUGUUGCAGGGGGCAGGGAGCAGAGCCCCGGCAACAGGGCUGGAGGCUGGCAUGGGGCACCCCAUUGCUCAACCCCUCUGAGAGCCAGGGAACAGAGGGCAGCAAGUCCCCCCGGGGGGCAGCACAGCUGUUGUGGGAGUCCUAGCCUUGGGGAGCUCGGCUCUGACGUGGAGGUGCUGGAAAUCCCCCAGCGGGUGAUGCCUGGCUGUGGUGAUACGAGGUACUGAAGAUCCCGGGGGGCUGAGGAGCCGCUAUGACCCCCGAGAAGGUGCUGAGAGAAGGGGUGCUGGAGAAGCGGAGUGGGGGGCUGCUGCAGCUCUGGAAGAAGAAGCGGUGCCUGCUGACGGAGAAGGGACUGCAGCUCUUUGAGCCCAAGGGCUCACGGCGCAAGGAGUUGAGCUUCGCCCGCAUGAAGGCGGUGGAGUGCGUGGAGUGGAAGGAGCGGCACAUCUACUUCACGGUGGUGAUGGACGACAGCCACGAGAUCGACUUCCGCUGUGCCCAGGAGGACCCGGGCUGGAAUGCCGAGAUCACUAUGGGCCUCGUCCGCUUCAAGAACCAGCAGGCAAUCCAGGUCGUCCGCGCCCGGCACAGCUGCCGAGCAGUGGUUCAGUUUGACACAGCCCCAGUAGGACAGCCCAUGGACGCACAGCAUCCGAAGAGCAGGAUGGAGAUGGCCCUUGGUUCAACGGGCAGUGGAGAGAACGGGAUCCCGGCAGGCAAGUGAGGACAUGGCUGUCUGUGGCCCGGGGAUGGGGAUGGUGGCCCCGGGGAGGCCAGUGCGGGCACUGGCCCUGCCCUGUCCUGGGGCCGGACAGAGGCACCACAGGAGCCAGGCUGGCACAGCUGCAGAUGCAGGUCAAGCCUCAUCCCCUUGGCAUGACGGGGCAAAGGACACAGCCAGGGCCACCACCUGGGGCUCUGGACAUGACAGAUGACAUCCCUGCCUGGGGACCCACCAUCCUUCAGCUGACAUGGCCAGGACCUUGGUGGACUGGUGGGGACCCCCAGGCCUCUCCUGCGGGACAGGGGAUGGGAUGGAUGAAGUUGAGCCCGAAGGAAGCAGUGUGAUGGUGAGCUCUGCCCGAAUGCCAGUGACACUGGGACAGAUGGAUACGACCAGGGACACAGCUCCACCUGAGUCUCCACAUUGAGAAGGGGCUGGAGAGCUGCUGCUGCAGCAGGAACCCCUCCGGGCACCGUACCUGGAUGGCGCGGUGAUGUGGCCAUGCUGCUGGACACUGUCCUGCCCUGGGCUGUCCUCGGGCUAAAUGGGGGAUGCUCAGGGAGGCAAUGGGGACCCUGACUCCCUGUACCAAAAGUGUCCCCAAAAAGGACUUUCUGCUGCUUACCCUGGUGUUGCUUUGAUUUGUGGGACCCCGCAGGGUAUGGGAGAGCACAAAUCCUGCACAGAGCUUCUCCAGUUGUUGGCAUCCCCCUACCUCUGCCAGCAUCCCACAGUCGGGCUCCAGAGCCCCCCGCUGCCACCCUGAGCCUCUCUUGCUGUGCCCGUGUCCCCAGGGAUUCCCAUGGUGGUUUGUGGGCAGGCGACCCAGGAGCAGUGCUGCCUGGCUUUGCAGGCAGG
This is a messenger RNA of Grus americana (Whooping crane), 1864 nucleotides long. RefSeq names its product pleckstrin homology like domain family A member 3 (gene PHLDA3). The record is from RefSeq and is a predicted model, not a curated record. Bases 533 to 1006 code for a protein of 157 amino acids. Lineage: Eukaryota; Metazoa; Chordata; Aves; Gruiformes; Gruidae. Gene Ontology annotation, biological process: negative regulation of phosphatidylinositol 3-kinase/protein kinase B signal transduction; intrinsic apoptotic signaling pathway in response to DNA damage by p53 class mediator; positive regulation of apoptotic process. The transcript is spliced from 2 exons. Gene Ontology annotation, cellular component: plasma membrane. Gene Ontology annotation, molecular function: phosphatidylinositol phosphate binding.